AUGGAAGAAAUACGCAAAAAGGUAGAACAUCUGAGGGAAAAUAUUAAACAAAUUAAUAAGAAAAUUCAGCAAUUUGAUGCAAAAAAGAAUGUACAACAAAUUCUUUUAAAAAAUGGAAAAGAAAAAGAAAAGCUUAGUGACUUAUUAUUUUUAGUACAGUAUUCAUUGAAAUAUAAAAAUCUUUGCAAAUGGCCCAACUAUAAUGAUUUAUUUGUAAUCAACUACAAUAUAAAUGAUAAUUUUAAAUCAAUAAUUCAGAAGCAUGAGAAAUUUUUUCACCAAUAUAAAAAUUUUACACCUCCUGAAGGGGAAGUUAGCACCAUCGCUCCGAACCCAGACAAGUAUUCCUUUCAAAUCGGGAACAAUGAAAAAAAUGCCACAACAAUCUCCACAAAAAUCGUCACAACAAAUGAUAAUAACGACAUAAACUCUCCCCACACAAGGGAAAAUAAAAUAAACGAUAAUUCUACAAAAGAUGUAGAAAAUAAGUCUAGCACACAACGUAGUAGCACAAAUAAGAUGGAAAACAUUUAUACGCAAGAGACACAUUUAACAAAAGAGCACUUGGCACAAAAUUCCUUAUCAAAUAAUGCACAGGAAAAAAAAAAAAAAAAAAAAAUUAUUACACAUUUUAAUGAUGAUAUAAGUCAUUAUAACAGAAUUAAGUUGCAAAUUUUUAUGUAUUUUAUGUUAAAUAAUUAUAGAAUUAAAAUAUUAGUUGAUUCCUUAUCUGCUCUGAAUCGUCCAAUCAAUGUUAUAUACAUAAAUUGUCCAAAUAACAAAGAGCAGAAGAAAACAUUUUUUGAAAAAAUUACAGGAUUUUUUACUUCACCUUUCAACGUUAAUGACAUUUUUGUUAAUAAUGAAAGUAAUCAUCAUCCGCAUAGCAAAGAAAAUUGCUCUUGCUCAGAAUUGCAUUCGUUCAACAAUAACAGUAGCAAUAAUAAUAGCAAUCAAAAUAGCAACAACAGUAGCAAUCACAAUAGCAAUCACAAUAGCAACAACAGUAGCAAUCACAAUAGCAAUCACAAUAGCAACAACAGUAGCAAUCACAAUAGCAGUAACAAUAAAAAAAAUUCAAACUAUGUGGGUGGCUAUAAUCCCAUAAGUAACACCAUUUGGCUUUGUUCAAAUAAUAUUAGUAAUUAUUAUAAGCUAAAAUAUAUAUUAACUCAUGAACUUAUACAUGCUUUUGAUUUUGCUAGAGCAAAUAUAGACAUGUAUAAUUGUCACCACAUAGCUUGUUCAGAAAUAAGAGCUUAUAAUAUGAGCAAUCAAUGCAGUUAUUUUAAUAGUAAAUAUUUCGAAACUGACCAUGAUGCUUUUACUUAUUUUAAAAGCCCAUCCAUUUCUGCAACACGAAAAAACAAAUGCAUAUAUAACAAUGUUUAUUCCUCCUUAUAUCAGUAUAAGCCAUGUGUUAAACACACACACACAUUUAUUAAUCACGUUUUCGAAAAGUGCCUCCAUGAUUAUUGGCCUUUCAUGUCCCCACCUGAACAAGACAGUAAGUAUAAGCCGUCCAAAAUUUUUAAAAAGGAUCCUUGA
Molecule: messenger RNA, 1548 nt
Organism: Plasmodium gonderi
Lineage: Eukaryota; Apicomplexa; Aconoidasida; Haemosporida; Plasmodiidae
Product: metalloprotease
Exons: 1
Coding region: 1-1548 (515 amino acids)
Biological process (GO): mitochondrial protein processing; mitochondrial proton-transporting ATP synthase complex assembly
Cellular component (GO): extrinsic component of mitochondrial inner membrane
Molecular function (GO): metalloendopeptidase activity
Source: RefSeq, a predicted model, not a curated record